Anoplopoma fimbria (sablefish) is the source of this 2811-nucleotide messenger RNA. It is a transcript of the gene vps52, whose product is annotated as VPS52 subunit of GARP complex. NCBI's taxonomy places the organism in Eukaryota, Metazoa, Chordata, Actinopteri, Perciformes, Anoplopomatidae. Gene Ontology annotation, biological process: Golgi to vacuole transport; retrograde transport, endosome to Golgi; endocytic recycling. Gene Ontology annotation, cellular component: GARP complex. Bases 124 to 2298 code for a protein of 724 amino acids. The record is from RefSeq and is a predicted model, not a curated record. Gene Ontology annotation, molecular function: syntaxin binding. The transcript has 20 exons.
UAAUAUAUAUUUAAAUUAUGAGCUUGUUUUUAUUCACAAACUUAAUUGUGAGACUGAGGUUCCGGUGCCUUCGAGGCGGAACCUUUCUCCUGUGUUUCUGUGUGACGUAGGAGCAGACCCGUCAUGGCGGAGGUCGCUGCUGCAGCCGCCGGAGCUGCUCCCGGUGUGAACACGGCGGGGAACCCGACGGACGAGGCCAUGGCGUACCUGCAGGACGAGAACACUGAUGGAGACAUCACCAACCUGAACCUGGGAGAACUGGACCUCACCACGGAUGAGUUCAUCCUGGAUGAAGUGGACAUUCACAUCCAGGCCAAUCUGGAGGAUGACCUCGUGAAGGAGGCGCUCAAAACGGGUGUUGACCUCCGUCAGUACUCCAAACAGGUGGAGUCAGAGCUGCAGAGGAUCGAACAGGCCUCCAUCAAAGACUACAUCAAGGAGAGUCAGAACAUCGCUCUCCUUCACAACCAGAUCACCGCCUGUGACUCCAUACUGGAGCGUAUGGAGGGCAUGCUGAGCGGCUUCCAGAGCGACCUGUCCUCCAUCAGCAGUGAGAUCCAGACUCUGCAGCAGCAGUCGGUCAGCAUGAACGUCCGGCUGAAGAACAGGCAGGCGGUACGCAGUCACCUCAGCCAGCUGGUGGACGAGCUGGUGGUCCCCGGGGCCAUGAUCUCCACCAUCCUGGACAGUCCGGUGACGGAGCAGGAGUUCCUGGAGCAGCUCCACGAGCUCAACAACAAGAUCAACUUCGCCAAAGAGCUGAGCUUCAGAGAGACGCUGGCCUGCUCCGACAUCCAGGACAUCGUGGACCGCCUCAAGCUAAAGGCGGUGUCAAAGAUCAGAGAGUUCAUUCUUCAGAAGAUUUACUCCUUCAGGAAGCCGAUGACAAACUACCAGAUCCCUCAGAACACUCUGCUGAAGUACAGGUUCUUCUAUCAGUUCCUUCUGGCCAACGAGAGAACGGUGGCCAAGGAGAUCAGAGACGAGUACGUGGACACCAUGAGCAAAAUCUACUUCAGCUACUUCAAGUCGUACAGCGGCAGGCUGCUCAAAGUGCAGUACGAGGAGGUCGCAGACAAAGAUGACCUGAUGGGAGUAGAAGACACCGCCAAGAAAGGUUUCUUCUCCAAACCGUCUCUGAAGAGCAGGAACACCAUCUUCACGGUGGGCCAGAGGGGCUCCAUCCUGAGUCCUGCUGAGCUGGAGGGGCCCAUCCUGGUUCCUCAUACGGCUCAGAGGGGAGACAGCAGGUAUCCCUACGAGACGCUGUUCCGCAGCCAGCACUACGCUCUGCUGGACAACGGCUGCAGGGAGUUCCUCUUCCUGUCCGACUUCUUCAUGGUGACGGGAAACUCCGCCCUCGACCUCUUCAACAGCAUCAUGGGAAAAACUCUCAGCAUGUUCCUGAAGAGUAUGUCCACCUACGUGUCCGACUGCUACGACAGCAUCGCCAUCUUCCUCUGCAUCCACAUCAUCCUCCGGUUCAGAGCCAUCACCGCCAAGAGGAACAUCCCGGCUCUCGACAAGUACUGGGAGGCGGUGCUGGAGCUGCUGUGGCCGAGGUUUGAGCUCAUUCUGGAGAUGAACAUCAACAGCAUCCGAAACACAGACCCUCAGAAACUGGGAGUACUGGACACCAGACCACACUACAUCACCCGUCGAUACGCAGAGUUCUCGUCGGCCAUCGUCAGCAUCAACCAGACGUUUCCCAACGAGAGGACCAACACUCUGCUGGGACAGCUGCUGGCCGAGGUGGAAAACUUUGUUCUGAAGAUGGCGGCCGAGUUUCCCUCCAGAAGAGACCAGCUCAUCUUCCUCAUGAACAACUACGACAUGAUGCUCAGCGUGCUCAUGGAGAGGGCAGCAGACGACAGUAAAGAGGUCGAGGGCUUCCAGCAGCUGCUCCUGGCCAGGACGCAGGAGUUCAUCGAGGAGAUUCUGUCUCCCCCCUUCGGAGGGAUGAUCGCGUUCGUGAAGGAGGCCGAGGCGUUGAUGGAGAAAGGGCAGCUGGACCGACUGAAGAACGACGAAGCUCGUAUCACUCAGCUGGUUCGGGGCUUUUCCAGCUCGUGGAAACAGUCGGUGGAGGCGAUGAGUCAGGACGUGAUGAGGUCCUUCACCAACUUCAAAAAUGGAACCAGCAUCAUCCAGGGCGCCCUGACCCAGCUGAUCCAGUACUACCACGGCUUCCACAAGAUCCUCAACCAGCCCACCUUCCGCAGCCUGGCCGUCCGCUCGGAGCUCAUCAACCUGCACCACCUCAUGGUGGAGGUGAAGAAGCACAAACCCAACUUCUAACCCGACACCCAGAAACACCCGGAGCCUCUCCACCUGAGGAACACCAGUCAAACUGUACAUUCAUUAAGUCGUAUAAUGGACAUGAACCGAGUCACUGAAUGUUUGUGUUUUAUUCUUCUUUAUGUCACUUAACAUGUGGGAUCAAAAGAUAAUAAUAACAGCCAACAGCCAACGCUUCUCUGUAAAACAUAUUUAUUAAAUACUAAUAGUUAUAAGUUAUGGUGUGUUUUUAGUGCAUUUAAAGCAUCAGCAGUAACUUAAGCAGCAAAGGAAUGACUACACAGAGAAGUAAAUAUGAUAAAUGAUCCGACCAUGAAUACGGAUUAAAAUCUUCAGGAUAACUUUUAAAACAAAUCAAAACACUGAUAUUGAUGUAAAAUCUAAAAAAACAAAUACGGAACAGAAAACAAACACGAGGCCAAGAUGUACGACGAGAAUUUGGACUUUAAUCCUUUAAAACGCUUUUCUUUUGUCUUUUUUUUAUCUGCAUUAAUAAAUCAAACGCUGAUGAGG